ACAGUGCAUUUCAUUAUUCUGUUCUUGCUCACUCGUAAUAAGCUUAAAAUAAGAAGAUCAGGUGCGCUGGUUUUGUUUACGAAGAGAUUUGUGCCCUCGAAAUCGUGAGUAGGUGCCACAGUCGGCCAUUUUGGGAUUCUAACAAGUCUGUCCUUAAAUGCCUUCAAUGUCAAGCUGCAGUCAGCCGAAGUCAUUCCACGUAAAGCUGCAGUCAUCCGAUGGAUCGGUUUUCGACGUCCCGCCGCACAUUUACAAGUCUUUCAAAAAGAUAACCUCGAUGAUGGAGGAUCCGUCAAAGGCCAAUAUGAUCCAAGAUGUGGUGCCGGUUCCGGAUGUGCACUCAUGCAGUCUGUGGAGAGUGCUGAAAUGGGCCGAGUACCACAUGAAUGAUGAUGAGGAAAGCAACGGACACCCUCCGAAUAUCAGUGAAUGGGAUCGAGAGCUGCUUCGGGCUGAGAAGUACAUACUCAUAGAGAUGGUUCGAGCCGCCAAUUACCUCGGCAUCCCGCGUUUGUGGAAUGCUGCGACCAAGGCAGUCCUCGAUUUAAUCAAGAACCAAGCGCCGCAGAUUGUUGAACCAAGCGACACGAUGGAUGCUGCUUUCAUAGCCGAACAACAAGAAAAGGAAUUUGAUCGUAUAUGUAUGGAAUGUGAUGAUGAUGACGAUGAUGAUGAUGAAGAUGAUAUUGAUGAAGAUGAUUUAAUGGGUGUAAUGAAUAAAAUUAGUUUAAAAUAAAUAAAAAAAAAACCUGUUUUAUUUAUCUACCAAAGAUUCCCAAACUGAUACUCAAUUGGUGGUGAUACCUACAAGACAAGCUAAUUUACUCUCCUGAAGUUAAAGGGUUUUAAUAAAGGCACUAUACUCCACAGGGGACUGUCAUGGUCUUCUUGUUUUCUUACCCCGCAUUAAAAUCAUGCUGCUGUGUUGAAAGAUAGGUUGUCAGCUUGAGCCCUACGCUUGAGCCGCUGUUAUGCUGGCUACGAAAACAUUGCAUUGGUGGGAUAGGGAUGCCAAUUCCU
Aedes albopictus (Asian tiger mosquito) is the source of this 1020-nucleotide messenger RNA. RefSeq names its product S-phase kinase-associated protein 1-like. The record is from RefSeq and is a predicted model, not a curated record. NCBI's taxonomy places the organism in Eukaryota, Metazoa, Arthropoda, Insecta, Diptera, Culicidae. Gene Ontology annotation, cellular component: cytoplasm; nucleus. Gene Ontology annotation, biological process: SCF-dependent proteasomal ubiquitin-dependent protein catabolic process. Gene Ontology annotation, molecular function: cullin family protein binding. Bases 158 to 736 code for a protein of 192 amino acids. The transcript has a single exon.